This is a messenger RNA of Entrophospora sp. SA101, 549 nucleotides long. The record is from the annotation of a GenBank genome assembly. Lineage: Eukaryota; Fungi; Glomeromycota; Glomeromycetes; Entrophosporales; Entrophosporaceae.
AUGGAAUGUCUUAUCGGAAUAGUAGGCAAAGAUUUUGCAUUGACAGCGACUGAUGCUUCAUCUUUACGCUCAAUUACUGUUUUGAAAUCUAAUGAAGAUAAAACUCGUGAUCUUAAUAAGCAUGUCACCAUGGCAUAUUCUGGUGAACCAGGAGAUACAAUCAACUUUGCAGAAUACAUUCAAAGGAAUGUUCGUUUUUACGGGAUCAAGAAUGGGAUUGAGUUGACACCAAAAGCUGCAGCUAAUUUUACCAGAAGAGAAUUAGCUACUAGUAUAAGAAGUAGAAAACCAUAUGCUGUUAAUCUUUUAAUAGCAGGUUUUGAUAUAACCUCAUCAAAACCAGAUCUUUAUUGGAUAGAUUAUUUUGGUACUUCUACAAGUGUACCAUUUGCAGCUCAUGGAUAUGGAUCAUAUUAUUGUCUAUCCAUCUUGGAUAGAUAUCAUCAUUCAGAAUUGACACUUGAGGAAGCAAAAUUGUUGAUUAAGAAAUGUAUAGAUGAAUUGAAAACUAGAUUUAUCGUUAAUCUUGGCAAUUUCAAGAUAAAGUAG